ACUAGGUGCUAGUGUUCACGAACGGGACCCUGAACCCCUCGGGAUAAAGAAAACGUAGAAGACGGAGAGACUAUCAUAAAAGCUGGGGCCGAAGAGACCCUUGCCACCCUCUAUCCAUUGCGCGAACAAAUGGGAGAGACCGGUGAACCGACCGAUCGGACGGUCAUCUGCGUAGGAGACAUCCAUGGCUUCUUCUCCAAGCUCCAGCUCCUCUGGUCCAACCUUGAGGACGCCGUCGGCGCCGCCGCCUUCGAGGCGGCGCUCGUCAUCUUUCUAGGUGAUUACUGUGACCGCGGUCCGGACACCCACCAGGUGAUCGAUUUCCUCCUCUCCCUUCCCUCCCGCUACCCGCGCCAGCGCCACGUCUUCCUCUGCGGCAACCACGACUUCGCCUUCGCCGCCUUCGUCGGCGCACUUCCCCCGCCGCCGGACGGCUCGCCGUUUUCCGCCACGUGGGCGGAGUACGGGAAUAGCGAGGAGGGGGAGGGGUGGUUCAAGGGGGAGGGCUACGAGGCGAUGCACGUACAGGGAAGGCGGUGGGGUGGGAGCGUGGGGGGCCGCUGGAACCCUAAGAAGGGCAUGGCCUACAAGGGAUCCAUCUAUGAUGCCGGCCCGACUUUCGAAUCCUAUGGCGUCCCCAAUGGAUCGGCGGAUUUGGUUAAAGCAGUCCCUGAUAAUCACAAGAAGUUUCUUGCAGACUUGGUUUGGGUUCAUGAGGAGGACAAUGUUUUAAUUGACACUUCUGAGGGAAGGAUCUGCUGCAAACUAAUAGCUGUUCACGCUGGCUUGGACAAAUCCAAAGGGGUCGAUGAGCAGCUAAAACUUCUAAGAGCCAGGGACACAAGCCUGCCAAAGGUGGAAGAUCUUAGUGGGAGGCAUAAUGUGUGGGAAAUACCACAGGAGCUGUCUGAAAAGCCAACCAUAGUGGUGAGUGGUCACCAUGGGAAACUCCAUGUUGAAGGCCGUCGGUUCAUUAUUGAUGAAUGUGGUGGCUUAGAAGACUUACCAAUUGCUGCUAUAAUAUUUCCUUCCACAAUGAUAGUCCGCGAUACAGAUAAAUUUGCAGCCCAGCACUAAGUUUAUGUCAAGCAGGUUUUCAGAUUCAGCAUGUACCCAUAGCUAUGCAGGUUACUUGAGGACAAGUGAAUACCUUGCAUGCUCCGAGAGCCAAAAUUAAAACAGGAGGGUGGCUGUGUUACUGUGGGAUUGCAUAUGAGUUCUUUUAGCAAUACUUAAAUUUGACUUAUGAUCUUUCAGCAAGCCUGCUUCAUAAGCUUCAAAGCAUGAGGACAAAUGGCUGUCAGCACCGAUGCUGUUGUCAAAGGCAUUCAAGCUUUCUUGGAUUCGGUGAGGGUUAAUGAUACUGUUACAAAAUAGGCAUCAAGCAUCUAUUCUCAGUUAAAAUAAGAGCAUUUGUGGUCCAUCUAUAGUUCAUCAACUCUGAACAAAAGCUUUGUAGUGGUUCGUCCAUAGUAUCCUGUCCGCUACAAGCCUGCAAAGGCCUUGGAAGCUUGGGCUUUUCAACUAUGUGUGUAAUUGCAGAUUUGCGUAACCUUCCUUUUAAUAUAUGUAGUUAAUUUUGAUACUUAGAUUUAGCGAAAGCUUUUACUCAA
This is a messenger RNA of Elaeis guineensis (African oil palm), 1613 nucleotides long. RefSeq names its product tyrosine-protein phosphatase RLPH2. Gene Ontology annotation, molecular function: hydrolase activity. The record is from RefSeq and is a predicted model, not a curated record. NCBI's taxonomy places the organism in Eukaryota, Viridiplantae, Streptophyta, Magnoliopsida, Arecales, Arecaceae.